Labeo rohita (rohu) is the source of this 3576-nucleotide messenger RNA. RefSeq lists its product as uncharacterized. The record is from RefSeq and is a predicted model, not a curated record. Gene Ontology annotation, molecular function: zinc ion binding; protein binding. Lineage: Eukaryota; Metazoa; Chordata; Actinopteri; Cypriniformes; Cyprinidae.
AUGAAAAUACUGAAGUGUCUAAUAGCUGAGCUGAUACAAAUGUAUCCGCACCUGUACGAUCCCUCGUGGAGAGACUUUAAAGAUUCGGAGAAGGCAGUUAAAUCCCAGAAAGAAAUUGCAAUGAAGCUUGGUGUUGACGACCUGGAGUUAAGCAAAAAUAAAAUGGCAGGAGCAAGAUUUUCUCAAGGUGGGUUCUUGUGUGCAGUGUGUCUGGAUCUCCUGAAGGAUCCAGUGACCAUUCCCUGUGGACACAGUUACUGUAAGAGCUGUAUUACAGGCUGCUGGGAUCAGAUGGGAGUCUACAGCUGCCCUCGGUGCAGACAGACCUUCAGACCAAGACCUGCUUCAGCUAGAAACACCAUGCUGGCUAAAGUGGUGAAGAAACUGAGCAAGAAGACCAAACGUCCUGCUGACUGUUACGCUGGAGCUGGAGAUGUGCAGUGUGACGUCUGUACUGGAAGAAAAUACAAAGCCGUCAAGUCCUGUCUGGUGUGUCUGGACUCUUACUGUCAGAAUCACCUUGAACAGCAUGAGAGUUUCUUUAAAGGAAAGAGACACAAUGUGACUGAUGCCACUGGACGACUGCAGGAGAUGAUCUGCCAGAAACAUGAGAAGAUCCUUGAGGUUUUCUGUCGCACUGAUCAGAAAUGUAUAUGUGUGCUGUGUACAAUUAUUGAACAUAAAAACCACGACAUUGUAUCAGCUGAAGAACAGAGGACAGAGAAACAGAAGCAGCUGAAGGAGACGCAGAAGACGUUCCUGCAAAGAAUCCAGCAGAGAGAGAAAGAUCUUCAGCAGCUGAGAGAGGCUGUGGAGUCUCAUAAGCGCUCUGCACAGACAGCAGUGGAGGACAGUGAGAGGAUCUUUACUGAGCUCAUCCGCUCCAUUGAGAGAAGCCGCUCUGAGCUGAUACGGCUGAUCAGAGAUCAGGAAAAGCGAGCGGUGAGUCGAGCUGAAGGACGACUGGAGCGACUGGAGCAGGAGAUCAGUGAUCUGAGGAGGAGAGACACUGAGCUGGAGCAGCUUUCACACACACCGGAUCACAUCCAGUUCCUGCAGAGUUUCCAGACUCUCUCAGCACCUCCUGAAUCUACAGAUGUAAAUGAUGAUGUCUUCACAUCUUUUGAUGACCUGAGAGAAUCUGUCUAUCAGCUGAAAGACAAACUGGAGGAUUUCUGCAAAGAGGAGCUCAAGAAGAUCUCAGGCAGAGUCACAUUCACCAACAUUGUUCCCAGGACCAGGAACGACUUACAAUAUUCCCAUCAGCUCACUCUGGAUCUGAACACAGUGAAUGAACACCUCCGUCUGUCUGAGAACAACAGAGUGAUUACAUUUACUCACAGAGAUCAGCCGUAUCCUGAUCAUUCAGAGUGUGGAUGCUGUUACUGGGAGAUUGAGUGGAGUGCAGGUGUUGGUGUGUAUAUAUCAGUGUCAUAUAAGAGCAUCAGCAGGAAGGGACGGGGUAAUGAGUGUUUCUUUGGAUAUAAUGAUCAGUCCUGGAGUUUGUUCUGCUCUCCCUCCAGUUACUCAUUCAGACACAAUAACAUAGAGACUCGUCUCCCUGUGACGUCCAUCAGCAGUAGAAUUGGAGUGUUUGUGGAUCACAGUGCAGGAACUCUGUCCUUCUACAGUGUCUCUGACACAAUGAGCCUCAUCCACACAGUCCAGACCACAUUCACUCAGCCGCUCUAUCCUGGGUUUGCUGUUUUUUCUGAUUCAUCAGUGAAACUUUCCCCCUGGCGGCGGUCGGAGGGAGCCACAGAGACCGCGGUGGUGACAGAGACCCCCACCCCCACCACCACAACGCCCGUACUGGAGGCGUCCACCUCCACCACGAAAGGCCUCUCGGGAUCGGGAUGGUGUAGGAUGGGUGCGGUGCUGAAUCUCCGACGGAGGUCGUCAAAGGCCUGCAGAGCUGCUUGGGACCAGUCGAUGCAAGGUCGAAGGCCCCCGUCUUUCUUCUUGACGAAGAAGAACCCUGCUGAGGCUGGCGAGGUGGAUGGUGUGAUGAAGCCCUUAGCCAACUCCUCCUGGAUCUACUUGUGCAUAGCCUCCGACUCGGCCUGUGACAGCGGGAAGACGCGGCCCCUGGGAGGGGUGGCCGCUGGGAUGAGAUCGAUGGCGCAGUCCCCGGGUCGGUGUGGAGGUAGCUGGGUAGCUCUGGUACGGCUGAAGGCCUCAAGCAGGUCCUGGUAUUCGGGAGCCAGACCGCAGUACAAACAGAGGUUGCCCCGAAGUCUUCUCUCUCGCUCCUCCAGCGAUAGUUUGGUGGUACCUAGCUGCAUGGGUUCGGCGGUAGCCUCCGAGGAGGGCGUUGAUAAAGGUGGUAAGGAGGUUAGGCGACUGGACUUACAAGCUCUCAUUACAUUAUCCACCCGGAUGGAGAGAUCUAUGUACUGCUCCAGGGAAAGAUCCUCGUCCCGGCAGGCCAACUCCACCUGGAGGAAUGAUCAUGAGGGAAGUUGGCUUACAGGCCAAAGAAUUACAGAAAACAGGUGCACACCAGUUAUCCUUUCAGCUGUCCUAACAGUCCGUUGCAGUCUUCUUAUAUCUGAUUUGCUGGCUGAUCCAAACCAGACAGUUACAGAAGAGCACAGAACCGACUCAGUAACAGCUGAGUACAACUGUCUCAUCUGCACCUGUGGCAGGUUUUCAUUUGACAAAGGAAGUACAACCUUUGCUGGACAUUUUCACAAUGGAGUCAGUGUGAAUGUCCCACUUCAGGUCCUGAGAGAUUCUCUCUCAGCACCUCCUGAAUCUACAGACGUAAAUGACGAUCCCUUCAUUUCUCUCAUUUCUUUUGAUGGUCUGAGAGAAUCUGUACGUCAGCUGAAAGACAAACUGGAGGAUUUCUGCAAAGAGGAGCUCAAGAAGAUCUCAGACAGAGUCACAUUCACCAACAUUGUUCCCAGGACCAGGAACGACUUUCUACAAUAUUCCCAUCAGCUCACUCCGGAUCUGAACACAGCACAUAAAAACCUCUGUCUGUCUGAGAACAACAGAGUGAUUACUGGCACUGACACAGUUCAGUCGUAUCCUGAUCAUCCAGACAGAUUUGAUAAUUGGUAUCAGGUGUUGUGUAAAGAGUGUGUUUGGGGACGCUGUUACUGGGAGAUUGAGUGGAGUGGAGAUCAAGGUGUGUUUAUAUCAGUGUCAUAUAAGAGCAUCAGCAGGAAGGGAUGUGGUAAUGAAUGUUUCUUUGGAUAUAAUGAUCAGUCCUGGAUUUUGUACUGCUCUCCCUCCAGUUACUUAUUCAGACACAAAAAGACAAAGACUGUUCUCCCUGUGACGUCCAUCAGCAGUAGAAUAGGAGUGUUUGUGGAUCACAGUGCAGGAACUCUGUCCUUCUACAGCGUCUCUGACACAAUGAGCCUCAUCCACACAGUCCAGACCACAUUCACUCAGCCGCUCUAUCCUGGGUUUAGGGUUUGUAUUGGAUCAUCAGUGAAACUGUGUUGAUGAAUCAGAAUAGACUGAUGAGAGAUUCUACCCAUAAUGCUUUGAGCUAAUGAUGAAUCAGUAACAGUGAGAUGUUAUAGAGUCUCUUGUUUUCUCUUCAUGACAUUAAUUCUGCAG